Messenger RNA from Hirundo rustica (Barn swallow), 1795 nucleotides. Its product is annotated as C-type lectin domain family 18 member A-like. The record is from RefSeq and is a predicted model, not a curated record. Lineage: Eukaryota; Metazoa; Chordata; Aves; Passeriformes; Hirundinidae. The coding region runs from base 1 to 1389 and encodes 462 amino acids. The transcript has 12 exons.
AUGAAGCUCUCGGUCCUGCUGGUUUGCAGCCUCCUGCUGUGGAGGGUGGGUGAGAUGAGGUCGGAUGCUCCAGAAAAGUUGUCCCCGCUGGCUCCGGGAGGAUCCGGCCAUAGCCAGGGAUACGGGGAGGGCACUUGUACCCCUCAGCCCCCUUGGCCCCAUCCCUAUCCCCUGCUGUUCCCCCCAGCUCUCAGCUCGAAGGAGACCUUCCUGGUGCUCUCACUGCACAACAAACUGAGGAGCAAAGUGCAGCCCCCUGCUGCCAACAUGCAGAAGCUGGAGUGGAGCGAGGAGCUGGGGCGGCAGGCGGGGGCACGGGCGGCCAGCUGCCUGGAGGGCCCGGCUCCACCACCAGCCCCGCAGCUGGGCUGGAGCGAGGUCCUGCUGCCGGCGGGCACCGGAGGCUUCGGGGCCGUGCUGGAGCUCUGGUUUGCCGAGGGACGACGCUACGACUACAGGACGGGGCGCUGCGCCGGCAAUGCCACCUGCCGCCAUUACACCCAGCUGGUGUGGGCCACAGCGGGGCAGCUGGGCUGCGGCCGGCACCGCUGUCCCGGCCCCCAAGGCCCCAGCGAGGCCUUCGCCUGCGCCUACUCGCCGGGGGGCAACUGGGAGGUGGCCGGGACGCCCAUCCUGCCCUACAAGCAGGGACCCUGGUGCUCCCUCUGCACCGCUGGCCUCUCUGGCUGCUUCAAGUCCUGGGACCACAGCGGCGGGCUCUGCGAGGUGCCCAGGAACCCGUGUCGCAUGAGCUGCAGGAACAGCGGGCGCCUCGACAUGAGCAGCUGCCAGUGCACCUGUCCCCCCGGCUACACGGGCAGGUACUGCCAAGUGAGGUGCAGCGGGCAGUGCCUCCACGGAAGGUUCAGGAAGGAGGAGUGCUCCUGCCUCUGCGACGUGGGCUACGGUGGAGCUGAGUGUGGCACAAAGAUCCACUUCCCCUUCCAUGCCUGUGACGUGCGGAUAGACAGUGACUGCUUCAUGGUGUCCCCUGAAGCCGACACCUACUAUGGAGCCAAAAUUAAAUGCCAGGAGAAAGGAGCGAUGCUGGCCCAGAUAAGAAACCAAAAGGUUCAGGACAUCCUGGCUUUCUACCUCAGCCGCUUGGAGAUGGGUAACAGGGUGACAGACACUGAUUUUGAGACUGGAAACUUCUGGAUUGGUCUCACCUACAAGACAUCCAAGGCUUCCUUCCGCUGGGAUGUGGGUGAGCCAUCCUCGUUCACCAGCUUCGCUUUUGGGCAGCCAGACAACCAGGGGUUUGGGAACUGUGUGGAGAUGCAAGCGUCAGCCGCCUUCAACUGGAACGACCAGCGCUGCAAGACCCGAAACCGGUACAUCUGCCAGUUCGCCCAGGAACACAUCGCCCUGUGGCAGUGGGACCCCUGAGCCGGUAGCCCUGGGAACCGGCCAGCGCUGGCUGCUGUGCUGAACCUGCGGCUCAGGAGGACCCUGGUGCUGUGCCAAGCCUGGACCACUGCUCAGGAGGAUCUCUGCACAGCUCUCUCGUGGAGGGAAUGAGGGGACCCAUGGCAGUGGGACCUGGCAAGAAGGGGUGUGCUGUACAUCAUCCCCGAAACGGCAUCUUCUACCCCUCACCUUUGUCUUCUACCCCUCACCUUCGUCUGUCACUGUCACUCUGCAACACUCUGGGCAGGAGAUGUCCCUUGCAACAGCCAGGUACAAAAGCAUUGUCCUCAAAACUGGCAGCUGGGCUGUGUCAGGACUGUGGUCUCAGUGUGACGAGGGGCCAAGGGGGCUCUUUGGGGGUGCAGACCUUGACACAGCUCAGGGU